AUGGAUGCGAUGCGAGACCCUCACUAUGCUGGGAUGGUCGCAUCAAUGCCCCAGAAUACAUUUGUUGAAGCCCUGCAUCUUUUAUCGCCGGGCUAUUUCAUAGAUCCGUAUCGUGAAAUACACCGACCACUCCAUCCUUCGACAGUACAAGCGAAAGGAUACAAGUCACUAAAGUCUAUCUGUGAUGACUUUAUAAACAACAUCGCGGCAAUUGUGCAGCUCCGUCAGUCUGCAGGAAACUACCUAGGUCUAGCUGAAUACACGCAUCUGCUAGACUGCGCGCGGUCAAUUGGCAAUGCGGUAGUGGCAGACAGGAUCUGGUACGGCAUGAAGGAAAGUGAAGUGCAUCCGGAUGUGCAAUGCUACAACUACUACAUGGAAGCCAAGGUCUGGGAUGGGGCGUACACUGGUCGGGAAAAGUACAACCUGCGAAUGACCCCAUUUGCUUAUCGCAAGCGAAGGUUCGUCGAUCCCAAUGAAGGCUGGCAGGGCUACGGGGCUGCUGGUCGAAGUGUCCGCAAAGAGGUACUGGAUAUCUUCAAUGAGAUGACGGAGGCAGGAUACCAAGGGAACGAGGCAACCUUUGUGAAUGUGAUUCUGGCUUGCGGCCGGGUAGGGCAUCUAAGAGGCAUCAAGAAUGUGCUGAAGACGGCGUGGAAUGUCAAUGUCGAUGCACUGCUGGCAGAGCCGGACAAUUCAAAGCUACCACCAGCAAUGACGUACAAUCCCUCGUCACCUCUACACCCUAGCAGUCGUCUCCUCUUCACAGUUGCCCAUGUGCUUGGUACAAACAACAAGAUUCCAGCUGCUCUACGUACAAUCGAGUUCAUUUCUCAUGCUUAUAGUCUCCCAGUCCCAGAAAGGGUAUGGCUUGAGUUAUUUGAACGGGCCUUCGUGCUGUCCCGUCCGCGAUUCGGCCCUGACGCAAAGCGCAAUGCUAAGGGCAAGGUCCCCUACGACUUGCUAACUGGCAUGUUCCAGACCAUGACCUCAACGCCGUACAACGUCCGUCCAACAGUUCAGAUCCACCACAUGCUCGCCAAAACAGCCUGGGACCGAGACAGGCUCUCCGAGUUCCUGCACCACAUGCGCGCUGCCUACAAUUUACUAAACGAAACUCAGCAGGAACGUAAGAAAGCAAGAUACAUAAUCGAAGAAUACCUCUGUGCGUUACACACUCGCACCAACUCUAUGCAGCGAAAUGAAACCCUCCAAUCUUCAUCUCUCGCAAACGCAGUACACAACUAUGACAUCCUCCGUCUGCACACCGCGCAACAAACCAUGAUUAUGGAACGACUUGCCCGUCUCCUGGUGAUAAACAACCGCUGGACAGGCCGCAACAAUCCAGUCUGGGAACGAUGUCUUCUCCCUCGUGCAGUCGAAGAAUGGCAGGAUUUCUUACCGGAGUCGUUCGUUUACCAUACGCGCGGGGGACUGGUGCAGUUCUGUGGAAAGACACAAUGGGGCGAGGCUUACGUCAACUACCAUGAUAGGGUUCCUAGUCAGAGUCGGGUUACUGGCGAUCCUGGUGCAGAUGGAGAGGUAGAUGGAAAAGAACAGCGUGAAGUUGAUGAUGAUUUCUUCUGGGAACGGUGUCGGUGGGCGUUCUCCUCAGUGGAUUUUGAUAAUCCGCCGCUGAAUCGGUUGUUUUGGGGAUGUGGUGCUCCGAGGUUUGGGGAUGCUGCUGGUGAUGCGGAGUAA
Molecule: messenger RNA, 1701 nt
Organism: Aspergillus ruber CBS 135680
Lineage: Eukaryota; Fungi; Ascomycota; Eurotiomycetes; Eurotiales; Aspergillaceae
Exons: 1
Coding region: 1-1701 (566 amino acids)
Molecular function (GO): protein binding
Source: RefSeq, a predicted model, not a curated record